AUCAAUUGGAAAUAUUUAUUCCUAUAUUCUUAUUUUUAAACUUUAUAAUUUUAUUUGCAAAACACAGUCAAAAAUUAUAAUUUUCAAUAAAUUAUUUGAGAGUUGUUUCAGCUAGCAGUUUAUGUUCCUUGAUCAUGGCGUAGUAAACAUUCACCGUGUUUUCAAUAAAAUGUAUAUCAAAUCCAUUGUUAUCGUACUGUUAUAAAUAUCUCGUAAUAUACGUUCAAUUAUCCAAGUUGUCUAUUGUGUCUGCACCAUAGAGUACAAAUUUCAAAAUGGAGGUAAUACAGAAUCGAAGUAUUAAAGGCAAUAAUGGUACAGAUAGGAAAGCAGAUGACGCUAACAAUGAAGUGUCUUCCACAUCAAGUGAUGAACAGUUAAGUCGUGGUGUAGUGAGGAAAUAUAAGAAUUUCCAUAAAUCUCCCUAUGAGACUGCUACAUCUGAUAAUGAAUCUUCUAAACCCAGAAGCAGAUCACUACAAUCCAGGAGUCACUAUAAAAGCAUGGGUAACAUUAAUGAUAACAGUUAUCAUGGGAGAGAUUACAACAAAAAUGUAAACAAGGUACAAAAUAGCGUAAGUACAAUAGAUCUAAGUCUGCACAGGGAAGAGAUUAAGAAAUUUGAAUCCCUACAAAUACCAAUAGUAGGUUAUGAAGUUAUGGAGGAACGAGCAAAGUUUACAAUUUAUAAGCUCAAAGUUGAAGAUGACAAACGUGACCAAUCCUGGCUCGUUUUCCGUAGAUAUACGGACUUUGUUAGACUAUAUUCUAGAAUCAGAAGUGAGCUACCAAAUAUAAUACUACCAUUGCCAGGGAAGAGAUGGUUCAGGGAUAACUUUGACACUGCAUUCUUAGAAGAACGAGUGAGAGGUUUGCAGAUCUUUGUAAAUGCAAUAUUGAGUAAACUUCCUAACCAUGCAACGGUUAGAGAGUUCUUCUGCUUGGAUGAACCUCCUCAAGUGUUCACCUACCAACCGGAGGUCCAAGCAGUGUAUGGUGCAUUAGAGGAUUCAAUAACGACCCUAAAAAUUAAACUAAAACAGAAAGACGCAACGAUUGUGCAUUUACAGAAUCGUAUCGCACAAUUAGAGCUGCAAUCGAAGAAUUGUCCUAACUGUAGUUCAAAUAUAAAUUGUAUCUAAAAAUAGUAAUGUAAGGAAGUAUUUAUAUUUGGUUAUUUUAUUAUUGUACAAAUGUAUACAGAAUGAAGCAUUCUGAUAAGGAAGCCUUGUUAUAAACUCAAAUAAUUUCUACUGAUUGUCUUUUACAAACAUUUUAUACUGGAUGACAUUAAAAAUAUUUAAGUCAGGAACCAUACUCCAGAAUAUUAAAGGAUAAUACUAAAGGAAUACUUUAUAACUGAUUUGUUGAACUCUUAAAUGUAUAUAUAAAUGUAGUCGAUGCUAGAUCUCCCAGCGACUUAUGCACACCUAGUAUUCCAAACAAAUAAUAGAUUCUUUUUUAUUCACACACAAAAAUGUUACCACUAAGGUGAUGACCUGACAAAUUGUAUUUGUGACAAUGGAUCCAUUAUGAAUAAACAUCCCUCGCUCCUUGUCAAUUUAUGAAUUUCAAAGAUCUGUAAUUCCAUAGAAGAUUAUUGUCUUCUGUGAAUAAAUAUAAAAAAAACCAAAAGAGUACAAAUAAAAUUAACUUAAAUAAAAACAAUUUACGGGUUUAGUCUUAAAGGGUAUAGCUGAAAACGCUGUGGAAUACGAACUACUUUGGAAAAGAAAAUGGAAAUCAGGAAUUGUCAUUUACAGCCGAUUUAGUCUUUGGCAGCAUGAUUUGUUGAAGGUUUCAAACAUUAUUUCUCCCUUUGAUAGAGACUAUCACUAGCAUUCAUCCUUUAAGACUAACCCUGCAUAGAUAAACUAUACUUAAUACAAGAAUCUCUUCCAUCUCUCUUUCUCU
This is a messenger RNA of Achroia grisella, 1914 nucleotides long. It is a transcript of the gene Snx16, whose product is annotated as sorting nexin-16. The record is from RefSeq and is a predicted model, not a curated record. Lineage: Eukaryota; Metazoa; Arthropoda; Insecta; Lepidoptera; Pyralidae. The transcript has 2 exons. Gene Ontology annotation, molecular function: phosphatidylinositol binding. The coding region runs from base 276 to 1142 and encodes 288 amino acids. Gene Ontology annotation, cellular component: extrinsic component of endosome membrane; early endosome; late endosome. Gene Ontology annotation, biological process: early endosome to late endosome transport; protein targeting to lysosome; endosome to lysosome transport.